This is a messenger RNA of Sarcophilus harrisii (Tasmanian devil), 3836 nucleotides long. RefSeq names its product H-2 class II histocompatibility antigen, E-S beta chain. The coding region runs from base 126 to 920 and encodes 264 amino acids. The record is from RefSeq and is a predicted model, not a curated record. The transcript has 6 exons. Lineage: Eukaryota; Metazoa; Chordata; Mammalia; Dasyuromorphia; Dasyuridae. Gene Ontology annotation, biological process: positive regulation of T cell activation; immunoglobulin production involved in immunoglobulin-mediated immune response; immune response. Gene Ontology annotation, molecular function: MHC class II protein complex binding. Gene Ontology annotation, cellular component: MHC class II protein complex; membrane.
UUGGGCAGACAAGAGAGUCUGCACAUUCUUAGUCUGGGAGAAGUAGGGGGAGAAGUUCCCAUGAAGCAAAGCCCGUCCUGACUGUUAUAUUUCUCAGGAUACCUGAGCCUCGUCUUGUCUCCAGGAUGGUGUGUGUCUUGCUCUUCAAGGGCAUCUGGACAGAAGUUCUGGCUGUGACCCUGCUGGUGCUGAAUCCCCAGGUGGCUGCAGGCAGAAACACCCCAAAACACUUCACAAAACAGUCAAAGUGCGAGUGUUACUUUGUGAAUGGGAUGGAGCAUGUGCAGUAUGUGGAGAGACACAUGUACAACCAGAAGGAAUAUGUGCACUUUGACAGCAAUGUGGGGAAGUAUGCUGCAGUGAUGGAGCUGGGCCGACCAGAGGCUGAAUACUGGAACAACCAUAAGGAGAUUCUAGAUGACUUACGGGCCCGGGUGGACACUUUGUGCAGACAUAACUACCAGGUUAUUGAGCCUUUCUUGUUGCCCAGGAGUGUUGAGCCUGAAGUGAUUGUGUAUCCAUCAAAGAUAGCUCCCUUGGGACACCACAACCUGCUUGUCUGCUCUGUUAGCGGUUUCUAUCCUGGGGACAUCGAGGUCCGGUGGUUCCUGAAUGGGCAGGAAGAGAUGACUGGGGUGGUGUCCACAGGCUUAAUCAGCAAUGGGGACUGGACCUAUCAGUUACAGGUGAUACUGGAAAUGAUCCCUAAGAGUGGAGAUGUCUACACCUGCCAAGUGGAGCACUCCAGCCUUCAGAGACCCAUCAUCUUGGACUGGAAAGCCCAGUCUGAAUCUGCCCAGAGAAACAUGCUGAGUGGAGUUGGGGGCAUCAUUCUGGGUUUGAUCUUCUUUGGAGUUGGUCUCAUUGUCCACAAGAGAAGUUGGAAAGGAAAUCGGAUUCACAACCAUCAGGGCUCCUGAGCUGAUCCCUGAAAAUGUGUCCCUUGGAGUUGUUGCCUUCCCUGUCAGCCUCCCUCUCACAUUUGAAAACUCCUUAUUUGUUUGUAGAUCUCCAGGAGGUUCCCUGGAAUAGCUUCUUGCCUGUAUCGGUAUUUGGACUCUUUUGCCUUUCCCCAAUGACCCCUCCAUCCACUUUUCCGAUUUUUUUUUUCAUUUUUGUCCCACAAGCCUUCAUCCCAAUAAUUAGAAGGCUGAGAAUUGACUGGUGCUUAUUUACAUGGAGACAAAGUGGGGAAGAGAAGGAGGAAACUUUUAACACUUGGGAUGUGGAGAAUCUGUCAAAAUGUGAAAUGUCUCCAGAGAUCAAGAUUACCACCCAUCCUUAUCAUAUCAUCCUAUGUGCCUUUUGUUCAUUUUUUUGACAUUACAUGAAUACCAAUAGCCCUACCAGGCAUCUGCUCAGAAAUCCUUAGCUUUCCCUGUAUGCUUGGUCCACCUCAUUCUGAUCAUACACCUCUCUGAUUACUUUUCUUCUAUCACUUCUGUUCAGUUCUUUGAUGAUCUGCUGCAGCCUCUGAUUGCCUAUCAUGUCCCUCUCCAUUGUAAAUUUUUUUUUUUUUUUUUUUUGCUGAGGCAAUUGGGAUUAAGUGAAGUCACUUAGCAUCACACAUCCAGGAAGUAUUAAAUGUAGAAGGUCAGAUUUGAACUCAGGUGCUCCUGACUUCAGGACUGGUGCUCUAUCCACUAUACCAACUAUCUGUCCCUCCAUUGUACUUUUAAAAAAUUAAAGUUUUAGUAAUACCUUUUGUGUUUAUGUUAUUUUCAUCACUUAAUAUAUACCCUAUUUCCACUGGCCUUCUCUCAUAAAAAUUUUACUCAAGAGUUACAAAAUAAUCAUGACUUUAAUCACAUAUAUCCAACAGUAUAUUCAAUAAUACAUACCAAUAGUGUCUCCACUUCUUCCAUGAAAUUUUUACUUUCUUUUCUCUGUGGCCAAGCUUGGCCACAUAUUUAUAAUUAUGUAUAAUUACAUAAUCUUUAGCAUCAUUCCACCCAAGCCUUCAUUUUGCAGUUUGGAGUGUGUUUCUUUCCUGGUUCUGUUUACAAUUCUGUAUCAGUUCAUGUAAGUCUUUCCAUAUUUCUCUGAAUUUCUUAUUUUUGUUUUUUCUUUGCUGCAACAUAAUUACAUUUUGCUUAAGCCCUUUCUCACUAGCUGGACACUCACAUACUACUUUUUUUGCUGUCACAAUGUGUUUUUAAUUAAUAUUUUGAUAUGUAUGCAUAUCUGAGAUUUCCCCCAUCUUUGACAUCCCUGACAUAUGUGUUAAGCAGUGAGAUCUCAAGAUCAAAGGGUAUGUAGAUAUUGACACUUUUGAGCCUAAUUCUAAAUGAUUUUUCAUAAUUGUACCAGUUCACAGCUCCACAAAUAGAGUAUCAGUCUUCUUGUCUUUGUUUAGUCCUUUCCACAUAAACCAUUUUGAUGUGUUCCCAUCUUGGGAGGGUUGCUGGGAAAGAGGUGAAAUCUCAGUGUUGUUUAAUUUCAAUUUCUCUUGGUUAAUGAUUUGGAACAAACCUGAAAACUAUUCAUUUCCAUUUACCAUGUUACCUACUGUGAAAGGCUCUUAGCCUUGGAAUUUGUGUUCAUUCCCUACAUGUCUUGGAAAACAGACUUUUCCCCAUCAAAAAUUAUUCUUGUUGUUGACCUUGUCAUAUAAAGGCUUUUCAAUUUUGGGCAAAUUUGUUUUUUCCUCUAUGUCUUACAUUAUUAAGAAUUGUUAAGUGACAGUAACUGAGCAUUAUCCAAGAUACCUAUGUAUUAGUAUUAUAUAGAGCAAAUAGAAAAUAAUUAAUUUUUUAAAAAAUUACCAUACCAUUUGCCCAUUAUGCUUAACAGUCAAUGCUGUCUAACUGAGUGAUUUUUGUCGCCAGUUCAUUUCCAUGCAAUGAUUAGGGCUGCCAAGAACUUAUCUUUUCCUAAUUACACUCCUGAGAUGCCAUUCUUGACUAGCAGCAGAAGCGUCAGGAUGGGUGGACAUAGGCAUGCUGAGCCUCCUCUACUCUGCAUCUAACUCAUGCUCUUCUUUCUCUUUGGAGAGUAUAGAAGCUUGUCAGUGUCAGAGCAGUAAGUGGGAGCUGGAGGGAUGUGAGGAGAGUGGCAGUUUCCUAAAAGGCUAGUGUGGGAUGAAGAACCCAAAAUUGCUCAGCUACUUUUCCUUUUUGAACAGAAACGAUGUAAUCUCUGAACAAUGUUUUAGCUUUCAGCUUCUCAUAGACUCUAAUUCAUUAGAAUAUUUACCUUAUCUCUAUUAAGGAACAUGUAGAAGGAUGCAGACAUUUAUUUUUAUUUCUAAAAUCUAGGCUGCCAAACUUCUUUGUUUGGGCUGGUUAAUCUUAUCUAUGAAAUCAUCAAUUUUGUAAGCAAAGAUUUUAGGAUUUUGGGAAUAUGAGGUAACAUAAGAGAAAGCAAUAAAUCACACUAGGAAGUGAAGAACUAAAUGAUUGUUGGGAGCAGAUGAAUCCCAAGAGAAUUCCCUUUAAUUUCUAUGUAACUUGUCCAUUUCUUAGGAAUUUACUUUGAGUUUUCCAUUCAAGAUUUCCAAGGUAAAUUCAAACUUGUACACACAAGAGUUUCCUAAGUGGAAACCCCAGUAUUUGAAAACUUAUUGCCUGUUCCCUUGUGUUUCACUGAAUUUGCCAUGAGAGAAAUAUCUCUUCUUGGAGAUUAUGUGUAGAUUAGUACUGCUGAAAUAAAUCUAUCACAAUAUAGAAACAACAGAAAUUUAAAACAACUUUUAUUAUGUUUAAGAAUAGGUUCAUGUUUAAAACAAACAAACAACCCUGAAAAAAGACUAUAUUUAACAUAUCUUUAUAAAUACUUCAACAAUGAUACUGUAUGAGGAUAUAUUCUGAUGGAAGUGGAUUUCUUUGACAAAGAGA